This is a messenger RNA of Physcomitrium patens, 3333 nucleotides long. Its product is annotated as E3 ubiquitin-protein ligase AIRP2. The record is from RefSeq and is a predicted model, not a curated record. Gene Ontology annotation, biological process: protein ubiquitination. Gene Ontology annotation, molecular function: ubiquitin protein ligase activity. NCBI's taxonomy places the organism in Eukaryota, Viridiplantae, Streptophyta, Bryopsida, Funariales, Funariaceae.
AGAGUACCGACUUGGCCGAUGAAUAGAGACAGAGAGAGAGAGCGGGAGUGGGGGAAGCAGAGUGGGAGAGAAAUGGAGAAGAGGAGGCUCUUGUGACGAGCGGUUGGGGUCCUACCCGUCUUCUCUCACAGCAUCUCCCCUACAUUUGCAUCGAUGAUCGAUGCGUGUUGCUGGGAGCUUCGAUUUUGUGAUUGUGUGUGCCUGGAUUGCAAACGUCGUUGUGGUUUUAGGGGAUCACGCGCCGGUUGAGACGGUUGAGAAUCGCGGCGGAACAGUGAGGUGGAAUUAGAGGGGGACGGAGACAAGAGCUGAGAGGGAGAGGAACUAGUUUGGCAGAUGACGGCUUUGGUGCCAUCGCAGGUGGUGGCGACGUUCGAGCGCUCGCUUGGAGUGGCUGCUUGUGUCAGAACAUGUGUGAGGUAGAGGAUUGGAUUCCAAGAAGUAGAGUGGUGAGAGAAUGUUGUUGCACGAUGAACGAACGGGUUUUGGGAAGAUGGUGCGAGGUGCGGAUAGUUUGAGGAUUGGAGGAGAACGACGUGGUGGUGAUGAACGAGGAGGGAGGAGAGGAGGGGAAUUUGGGAGAUAAAUUUUGUGAUAAUAUUGCGAGGUGGUGGUUUUGAGCCUCUCGGACGUCGUCUGCGUCGCUGGGGGUCUAUUAUCGUGGCUUUAGAUUGCGGCCUUGGUUGUUUGCAGUGCGGAACUUGAUGUUAUUCCAUCACGUAUUCCGUAGAGCGGGUUCACUUUCUAUGAUCGGAGUCUUCCCUUUUGUUAGUUAUCGAAAGUUGAAUGACGGUUCAAGCCGGCACGGUACGGUAUUAUUGCUAUCGGGUGGGCCUAGACUGCAUCGUUUGCAGUUGUACGAGGAAAGAACAAAAAUUCAAUGAAUUUUUUAUCGCCGAGGAGCUGAAUACUGGACAGUUAUGGUCCUCAUCAAAUGAUUCCCAGACAUUUCCUCCAGUUUUGAUGUAACUCCCUUGUUUCUCCCGUGGAAGUGGAGGCUGUUUGGUGCUUGAUGAGACAGUUGAGUGUUUUACAGGAUAUCACCCUUGGUACACGCUUCUUGAUUAUUUCAAGUAGAAGCAUAGUGUCCAUUACGUCGAUGUUUGGAGAAACUCCAAAUCAGCGUCCUAGACGAUUGCUUGGUCACGUUUUUGUAAAGAGUGUACAGGCUCAACAUUGGAGUCUUUCUGCAUUGCUGCAGUGGAGGCCAUGAAGUUUUCACGCAGUCGUCCGCGAUCAGAUACGAAACGAUGACUCCUCGAUCGUUAUAUUUCUGUAUAUGGUGGCAUUUGCUGUAAAGCGAUUCUGAGGGUUGCCGUUCAGUUCCGGAGACAGUGACGAGACUUCAAGUGGUUCAAAAAUGAGAAUAUUCUGCGCAACUUUUGUCCGAUAGUUCUCAAAAUUGGAUUUCCGGAAAAUUCCACUGCUGUCGGGACCGUACGUACUCAGCAACGCAGGGUUGAGAUAAUUUGCGCUGUUAUGGUCUUAGAGUGUCUUCGGUGGAAUUGACUCCCUUGGAGCUUUUGACGGUGCUGCAGCCUCGUCAAAGCAGGCUCUUAGAUCGGUAAUACUUUUUGUCAUUAGGACUCUGUGGGAGGUGAACUGUUCGUUGGGUCAUAGUCUCGACGGUUGCAGAGUGGGAAGAUACUGGGGCUUAUUAUCUUGAAUAUUGUUGAAUAUUGUACAUUUAUGUUGAGAGAGAAGCGAGGGUUUGUAAAUGACUACAAUAACUUAGUAUCCUGGGCCGUUGUUUGGUGUUUUCAUAGGUCUUUAUAGGCUGUCCCUGCCAUAUUUCCUCAUCUUUUGCUGGUCUAGUUCCUGUUCGUUAGAUUGUAAGUUUUGUAGCUAAAGUGCAGUUCCUGAGGUCUUUUCGCAAUACAUUUGGAUACUAGAGUUCUCGAAGGCAGUGCCUUGCUUUUUCUCAAGUAGAAAGGUUUUCCUACUUUUGGUUGUUGGCAUCAACAAUCAGUUCGAGAACUUUCGGAAAAGCAGCGCGAUGAUUCUCCUAGGAAUGGGCCUGGGGAAGUCCUACAAGGAGUCUCUCAAGUCCUUGGAGGCUGACAUUCAACAUGCUAAUACUCUGGCAUCAGAGUUUCCAAGAGAUUAUGACGGAGCGUGUCUUCAAAUGAGAUUGGCAUACAGUCCUGCUGCUCAUUUCCUGCUUUUUCUGGUUCGGUGGACGAACUGCAGUCUGGCUGGUGCCCUUGGGCUUCUAAGAAUUCUCAUAUACAAGGUGUACCUCGACGGGACCACAACAAUGUCAACACAUGAGAGAAAAGCUAGUCUUCGUGAGUUCUAUUCCUAUAUAUACCCUUCACUGCAGCAGCUGCAAGGUGGUAUUACAGAGAUGGAAGAUAUGAAGCAAAAGGCUGUGUGUCAAGAGCGGUACAAGAAAAAAGUGGACGAAGAGCGCGGUCUCAUGUCAGAGCUUGACCUAGAACGUGAGCAAGAGUGUGGCAUCUGCAUGGAGACCAAUACCAAGAUUGCGCUUCCUGAUUGCAACCAUGCCAUGUGCCUUAAAUGCUAUCGUGAAUGGCAUGCUCGUUCUCAAUCAUGUCCAUUCUGCCGUGACAGUUUGAAGCGAGUGGAUUCUCGAGAUUUAUGGAUAUUUACAGAUUCUGGCGAAAUCCAAGACAUGGUUUCUAUUGCCCGUGACAACUUGCAAAGACUUUUCAUGUACAUCGACAAGCUUCCCCUCUUAGUUUCUGAAAGCAUCUUUGCAAUCUAUGAUGCCCACACUAAAUGAAGGUCCUUCCUUUUUUUUUGCCUUUCUCCAUUCCUGGCGAUGCUCCUUCUGAGACUGAAAUUUCCAGAGCCUUCGUACCCUAAGACUUUGGCUGGUACGAUGAGCUCUUCAGCUCCAUGUGUUCAACACAUUAACCCACAAAGGAGCGGGACUAUUUCAACCUCAGGCAAUGAAUCGUCUCGGCUGUAAUGAAUCUCUGCUUCGGUCUACUUUCGUAGACUACAAGUCAGACCCUCAGUCAUUUUGAAGACAUCAACGUAUUUGUUCCAAACCUUCCGAGCAGCGAUGAUUCACGCUAGCUCUCGAUUACAACGUAUUUAUUUACAUGUAUUUAUGUACUGGGUUCAAUCAUUCCAGUGUCAAGUUUUGUGCCAGGUAUUCGUGAACUCCUCUCCAAGCUCGCAUGUUCUCCUUCAGACUGCAACAAGUCCGAGAGACUUGUGAAAGGACUCUGUAUAUAUUCACAUAUUUCUGGAUUAAUGCAAACCGGCCACUUUGGAAUGGUACUUCCUAAUGGAAGUGGCAUUACCCAGGUGCCAAGGCCCAGUUUGAUCUGGACGUCUCUGGAGCUUUAUCAUUUUAGCUUA